This is a messenger RNA of Strigops habroptila (Kakapo), 4714 nucleotides long. It is a transcript of the gene GPLD1, whose product is annotated as glycosylphosphatidylinositol specific phospholipase D1. Bases 446 to 2947 code for a protein of 833 amino acids. The transcript is spliced from 25 exons. Gene Ontology annotation, cellular component: extracellular matrix; extracellular region. The record is from RefSeq and is a predicted model, not a curated record. Gene Ontology annotation, molecular function: GPI anchor phospholipase D activity. NCBI's taxonomy places the organism in Eukaryota, Metazoa, Chordata, Aves, Psittaciformes, Psittacidae.
AAAUUUAGGACUUUGUGUUGCCUACAACUUGGGAGCUAGUGUGUUUCUACUAAUGCUCCGUUGGCGAUUGGCUUUAAGUUUUUGUGAAAUCUGACGUCGUCGUUGCAAGGCAAGUGCACCAUGAACUGGACAAACUGGGAGGAUGCUCUGCCGUGCUUGGUGUGUUAACUGAAACCUCGCUUCUGCUGUGCAGUGAUGGCAGUUACGCUGUCCAAAUCCCAAAGGUGGGAGAACAUCUAUAGAUCAUUUAUUUUUUUAUAUAUAAAUUACUUAAUCUGAGGUAAAGAAAAGCACCGGUCUAAAAUAGCCCUUCAAAUACAGCAGUCGUUUACUUGCUGUGUCAGCAAUAUAUCUAAAAGAAAAGGCAUGCUCCGUAACCCACAUUUCAAAGGUCACAGUGCUACUGCUACAGGCUUCUGAAAAAAUUGCAGCUUGAGCCAGCAUCAUGGGUGGUUUGAAGAUUUGGUCUGUUUUGUUGGUUAUACUAUGCCAUUUCUGUCAGAGAUGUCUCCCAAGUGGAAUUUCAACACAUGUUGAAAUAGCACAUAGAGCUCUGGAAUUUUUCAUUAAGCACGAAAGGAAUGUUAAUUAUAGACAGUUAUUACUAAACCACCAAGAUGCAUUUCAGGCUGGGAGCAUUUAUCCUGAUGCCUUUUAUCCUUCAAUCUGCAAAAGUGGAAUAUUCCAUGAUGUGUCUGAAGACACUCACUGGACACCAUUUCUCAAUGCAAGUAUUCACUUCAUCAGAAGGAAUUAUGCUCAGCCUUGGGAAGUGGCUACAGAGAAGCUGGUGGCUUUCCUGUUCGGAAUUGCCUCACAUAUGGUGGCAGAUGUUAGCUGGCAUAGCCUGGGCAUCGACCAAGGAUUUCUAAAGGCCAUGGGAGAAAUUGAUUUUCAUGGUUCAUAUUCAGAAGCUCACAAUGUUGGCGAUUUUGGAGGAGAUGUGCUGAGUCAGUUUGAGCUGGACUUCAGUUACCUGGCAUUGAGUUGGUAUGUACCUGUCAAAGACCUAGCAGCUAUUUAUAAGGAAUUUUAUGGAAGAGAGAUUAUAACUGAAAGCACAAUUACUGACUGUACUUACCUGCUGUUUCUUGAACUGCAUGGAGAAAGGCUUGUUGUUGGAAAGCUUUUUCCAACAUAUGCUAGUAAAUCUCCAUUUCUGGUGGAGAAGUUCCAUGAGUAUUUCCUUGGAGGAGUAGAUGACAUGGCGUUCUGGACAAACAAUAUUUUUGAGCUGACGAGUCAUAUGCUAGAGAAUGGAACCAGUGGCUGUUUCCUGCCUGAGAACCCUCUGUUUAUAAAUUGCACAAGUGAGCACAAGGACAACUACAUCAGAAACAAACAAUCAAAACAUGAACACCAGAAGAAUAGAACUUCCUUGCUUACAGAAACACACGAAAAGAAUAUAAAUUAUACAGAGAGAGGAGUUCACUUCAACAUACAACCUUGGGUAAAAAAUUCCCUCCGCUUGCUAAACCGUGCUUUUAGAACCAAUGUCUGGAGAGCUACACAUCAGAAAUCUUCUAACCACAUCUACAAGCCAGCAGCUUCGUAUUUUCUGACUUCACCCUAUGCUAGACUUGGAUGGGCAAUGAUCUCAGCUGACCUGAACCAGGAUGGAUAUGAAGAUCUGGUGGUUGGAGCACCAGGGUACAGCUCAUUGGGCCGUUUUCAGAUAGGGCGGGUGUAUGUGGUCUAUGGCAACCAGUCAGGUUUGCCGCCAGAGGACGUGGAUCUAGAUGAGAAAGCUGACCAAAUACUACAGGGUCAUCAGCCUUCAGGAAGAUUUGGUUCUGCCUUGGCAGUCCUGGACUUCAAUGAGGAUGGAGUGUCAGAUCUGGCAAUUGGAGCACCUUCUGUGGGAUCUCAGUUUCUUACUUACAAAGGUGCUGUGUAUGUCUAUUUUGGCACUGAGGGAAGAGGCUUGGCAUCUCAACCAAACAUUACCAUAACUUGUCAGUAUUCCUACUGUAACCUUGGUUGGUCCCUCCUGGCAGCUGAUGUUGAUGGGGAUGGAAACGCUGAUCUGGUUGUGGGCUCUCCAUAUGCACCUGGUGGUGGGCAGCAGAGAGGAUUUGUGGUUGCGUUUUACUCUUAUUUCAACAGGAGUGAGCAAGGACUUCUGUCAGUACAGGAUGCCAACUGGAUGGUGAAGGGGGAAGAAAACUAUGCUUGGUUUGGAUUUUCACUUGACAGCUGCCAGCUGGAGAACAUAACAUUGCUGCUGAUUGGUAGCCCUACAUGGAAGAGUUGUGCUAGCUGCAAUCCCUUCUCAUCGGAUGUCAGACAGAGUGUUGGGAAGGUGUAUGGGUAUAACCCACCAAGCACAAAGCUCUGGUUUGCAGUAACUGGAGACAAGGCGAUGGGCAGAAUGGGUUUGUCCCUGGCCAGUGGUGUGAUGUCUAUGGCUGGGAUCACAAGGACAGUUUUGGUGGUGGGUGCACCUACUGCAGAUAGCCUGUCUAGGAUUUCCUUUAUAUCGUCAGUGCUGCUCCAAGCUGGGCUGGUUUUGGUAUAUGAUCUGACAAACAGCACCAAGCCUUCUUUGCUCAGCGCAUUCAGUGGGGACAGAAGAUUUUCUCGCUUUGGAGGAGAUAUACACUUAAGUGACCUGGAUAAUGAUGGACUAGAUGAAAUGAUCGUGACAUCCCCACUGCGAACUAACGCUAUCACCACGAUACUGUUUGGUGGGGCAGCAGGCCGUGUUUACAUUUACAACGGAAAGCAGGCAUCCUCAGGGAAUGUGACACGCCACUGCAAAUCACUGGUAUCUCCCUGUCCUGAGGACUGGGCACAGUAUGUCCUGAUUUCUCCUGAGGAACUGUCAAGAUUUGGGAGUUCUGUUAUCACUGUGAAAUCUGAAAGAAAGAAAGAAGUGGUGGUGGCAGCAGAGAGAAGUUCAGCGAAAGCACGACUUGGUGGAAGGCUUUUUAUCUACUCGCUCUGAAAGUUCAUGGUAGCCUUUAAGACCAUGGCACAGCUGGUCUUUUAGUGAAGAAUCUCUGUAGUAUGUGCGAUACUUUCCUUAACCAACACAAACCAAAUGUCCCAGAGAGCCAGAUAGGGUCCUAGAUAGUUUAAAGGGAGGCAAGAAUGGGCACUGGUUUUAAGUGAAGGGGAACAUGAGCAUUAAUGGGGGUUUGACUUACAAACCAAACAAAGCUUUAUCAGUCAUGUAAAAGCACAAAUUCUUUUGUGAGCAGUAGCAUCACUUAACCUAGAACAAGCAAACUGGACCAAAAACCUUCUAGAGGCUAAAAUAAGCAGGCAGCUAGAUUUUUGGUAGUAAUAUUUAGCUGUAUAAGGAAUAUUCAGUGGUCACAUUCUUUACUGGUCAGAUUUGAGUAUUUUCUUGACAAACCCAGGAAAGAAUAGCAUGUAAUAUUCAGUUCCUUGUAUACUGAUACAGACAGGGAUUCUAAGAUGUCAAAAAGUUGUUUUCAAAAUACUAAGCAUGGAGGAAGGGCAGCUCUAAGCCAGACAGAAAGCUGGGUGCCAAGCAGUAGCACAUCUUGAGGUCUGCAUCCAGGGUGUGGAACAGCUGGCAUCUCCCAGGGAGAAAACUACAAGCAAGACUGACCAAGUUUUAGGAAAUGCUUUUGCUUUCACACUGGUGGCUGAGACUGCUCUACCACCCUUCGUGUUUUUAUGUAAAAUACCAUGACCAGGGUAACUUAGAAUUGUUAACAGCUUUAUUGGUAACAGUACUGUCUUCAAGUAAUUAACACUAAUUUUGUAUGAUGCAGGUUUUACAGAGUGUGCAUCAAUUAUCUAUUAAACGACUUGAGCAGCAAGAUGUUAUGUUAUUAUUACCAGCACUGGUCUGCUGAUGCAUACAUUUUCUCUCUCUUGCCUCCUUCACAAACGUAAAGCAAUGGAAAGUCAGUGAAUAGCACAGAAUUCUAAAGGCUAUGCUCCAAGACGACACACUUCAACUUACCCUCUUAGGAAUUGUCUCUCUCAGAGAGGUUGGUUAAGGGGAAAAAAAGAGGCAAGAUGAACAGCUUGAUGUAGCUUGAUGUAUAUUGUGUUCCAACAUCUAUUUGGAGGCUUUCUUUGCCCAAAUAGCAGAACACUUUAUAAAAAAUUUAAAUGCGAACUUUAUGAAAGUAGUAACUGGAUGGAAGUGAGAGCAGAGUACCCACAAAUCUCUGCACAAGCAGUGUAUUUUAGGGGGGAAAUACAUAGACUUUUAAAAUGAAAAUUGGCAAAACCAGUAUGUUCUGUAGAAAUUCCAUUCUGAACAUACAGCUUCCACUGGUUUUGGUUUUUUCUAUGUGUGAUCUCAGAGUAACUUUAUUGCAUGUGAAUGCAUUUUGAUUUCUUGAAUUGUCAGAAAACCAUUACACAUUUGUGUAUGUCUGCAGAGAGAAAGGCAGUCUUGUAAAAGAUAUGUCCUUCUCUCACUGCUUUUAUUGUGCUUUAAGUCAGUUAGGUACAGGAAAAGGAGUCAAUACAGUUCACAGAAGCCUCUCUGCGCAGAAGCCUGUAAAGCUUAGAUGAAAGCUUCUCAAACAGCUGCACCAACACAUUUCAGUACUGGCCUAACAUAACUACAGCUUGGUUGAAAACAUCAGCAUCCAUAUCCCUUCACACACUCAGCUUUCCUGGGGUUUAUCAACCAAGGUAUGUGAGCCAUUGUUUCUUCCACUGGAUUGCUCAGUUAGAGGCUUCUUAUAUCCCUACCUGCUUAGCAAAAAGGCUGAAAAAAAAA